Molecule: messenger RNA, 1821 nt
Organism: Cannabis sativa
Lineage: Eukaryota; Viridiplantae; Streptophyta; Magnoliopsida; Rosales; Cannabaceae
Product: sodium transporter HKT1
Exons: 3
Coding region: 179-1819 (546 amino acids)
Biological process (GO): transmembrane transport; monoatomic cation transport
Cellular component (GO): plasma membrane
Molecular function (GO): monoatomic cation transmembrane transporter activity
Source: RefSeq, a predicted model, not a curated record
GUUUAAUUAGAAAAAAGAGAUACAUAAUCUAGAUGUCACUUUACUAGGCUCACACAUGUUAUUAUAUAUAUAGCCCCACUAAAAGUUGGAAUCUUCACAUCUGAGAACAAUUUUCCUUUUUGUCUUUUGUCAUCACCAGAACAAAUUGUUUGAAAUUAUUGAGUGUAGCAUAGAUAAAAUGAAUAGUUUCGGUUGCCUUUUAGAAAAUUUGAAGUUUCUUGUUUUUUCUCCUUUUCACAAACUUGCCCAUCUCAAAAAUUUGAUAUGCUAUUUAUUUGUAUUUUACUACCGAUGUUUUCGACUCAAGUUAAACCCAUUUAUUGUCCAAGUAUUAUAUUUCCUCAUCGUUAGUUUCUUCGGUUAUUUAGUUCUAGCUUCUUUGAAACCAAGAACUGACCAUUCCUUCACCCCUAGAAAACUAGACAUGUUCUUUACUAGCGUGUCAGCCAUGACCGUUUCGAGCAUAUCUACGGUGGAAAUGGAGGUUUUCUCAAAUACGCAACUCAUCAUUUUAACCAUUUUGAUGUUUGUUGGAGGAGAAGUUUUCACUUCCUUAUUGGAACUUUACAUCAAACAGUUCAUGUUCAAAAAAAACCAGUACAAGGUCGCUAGCUGCGAUCAUAUCAUUUCUCCCUCAAAUCCAAAUCACGAAAGCAGUACUCAUCAAUUAGAGUUAGAUAUAGUUCUUCCACAGACUCAGACAAUUAAUGAUUUGAGUUGUUUGAAGUAUAAAUCAUUAAAAUAUCUUGGGUUCGUAUUAGUAGGCUAUCUCUUAGUGAUUCAUUUCUUUGGCGCAACGAUUGUUUUUAUCUAUAUGUCUAUUAUUUCUAGUGCAAAAAAUGUACUGAAAAAUAAAGGGCUAAACACCCUCAACUUCUCAAUCUUCACAACUGUGUCCACUUUUGCCAACUGUGGUUUCGUUCCCACUAACGAAAAUAUGAUGAUUUUCAGCAAAAACUCUGGCCUUCUUCUAAUCCUAGCACCUCAGGUUCUUCUGGGGAACACUUUUUUUCCCUCGUGCAUACGAUUUUCCAUCUGGGUUUUGGGAAAACUUAAAGUUGGGAAAGAAAAAUCGGAGUACCUGUUAAGGAAUAAUGGUGAUAAUAUUGGGAACCUUCAUUUCUUGCUUCCGGGUCUGCAUUGUUGGCUGGUGAUUCCUACGGUUUUGGGGUUCAUUUUUAUACAAUUCGUUCUGUUUAGCUCUUUGGAAUGGAAUUCAGAGUCUUUGGGUGGAAUGAAUGGGUAUCAAAAAAUUAUAAGUUCUUUGUUCCAGAGUGUUAAUACAAGAUAUACAGGAGAAACUAUCGUCGACGUUUCCAUAAUAUCUCCGGCCAUCUUAGUCUUAUUCCUCUUCAUGAUGUACAUUCCACCUUACACUUCCUUUCUACCUUUAAAUGGUGGUGAAGAAGAUAACGAAGAAUAUUGCUUAAAUAGUGGAGUUGAACUGAGGAAAAGCAAAGGAAGAAGAAGUAAUAAAGCUAUAGAGAAUUACAUUUUGUCACAGCUCUCAUAUCUACUCAUCUCCAUCAUUCUUGUGUGCAUAGCCGAGAGGAGAAACAUCAAAGAAGAUCCACUAAAUUUCAGUGUUUUAAAUAUUGCAUUUGAGAUUAUCAGUGCAUAUGGGAACGUUGGGUUUACGACAGGUUACAGUUGUAAACGACAGAUAGAAGCAUCUAGGAAUAGUAGUUGUGAAGACAAGUGGUUUGGUUUUGCAGGAAGAUGGAGGGAUCAAAGCAAAAUAAUCUUAAUAGUUGUAAUGCUUUUUGGAAGACUAAAGAAGUACAAUUUGAACGGAGGGAAAGCAUGGAAGCUUUUGUAAAA